This is a messenger RNA of Clupea harengus (Atlantic herring), 3479 nucleotides long. It is a transcript of the gene adisspb, whose product is annotated as adipose secreted signaling protein b. The record is from RefSeq and is a predicted model, not a curated record. Lineage: Eukaryota; Metazoa; Chordata; Actinopteri; Clupeiformes; Clupeidae.
CGCUCUAGACUAGAAAGUCCAGUAGUUCAAGCGCCUUGGCGCUGGGGCGGAGUGAAUGCGAUCAUCCUCAGUGUAUGAAUAUAUUCAUUUCCCCAGGGUACCACUCCUGUACAGCUCCAGAGUUCGCAAGAUAGCAACUUCUCGCCGCGUUACUUAAAACAGACUGUGUCGGGUUGGUGAUCCAGCUGCAAAAGGUUAGCUAGCUAACUUACUUGGACGUUCACUCAGGACAGAGAACUGCCGACCACCAGGCGGAAGAAAGGCGUGAAACCAGAAGUUAACCCCCUGGGAGCUGUCGUAUGAGAACAAGGAACAGUCAUCCCUUCAUAAGUAGAAGAGCAGCAAUCAGUGAUCACAGACCCAUAAGUUUUAUGACAUGGUUCUGCGGAUUCGUUGACUGAACUUCUGAUCUGCAUUUGCUGUGGACCCACAACAAUCAUGGCUACUUCUAAAAAGGCCACAGGCUCAGCUAAGUCCGGUGGUGUGCGGUUCUCAGAGGAGCCAGCGGCCCAUUCCCAUGUUCACUUUGACGAGAAACUCCACGACUCCGUUGUCAUGGUGAUCCCAGAAUCAAACGGCAACUUCCUGGUUAAAGUGGGCUUCCUAAAGACACAGCACAGGUACGAGAUCGACUUCACCCUGCCAGAGCUUCCAUCGCUAGGCGCCGACAUCUGCUCCGCCCCCAUCCCAAACCCUCACAUCCGUGUCAUCAACAUCACCCACCAAUCAGAAGGUGGUGUGAAGGUGCGCUGUGAGUACAUGCCCCACCAGGAGGGGGUGCUGUGUGAAGAGCUGACCCUGGUGAGCGAAAGCAAGGAGGACGCUCAUGUGCGCAUCAAAGUGCAGGCCCGCGUUAUGGAUCGUCACCAUGGCACCCCGAUGCUGUUGGAAGGAGUGAGAUGUGUAGGGGCUGAACUAGAGUACGACUCUGAGCAGAGUGACUGGCAAGGGUUUGACUAAAACAUGCGCGCACGCACACACACACACACACACACACACACAUGCACGAAGACACUCAGAGACCUGUUCUCUCUCAAUCAAACACAGUGUUUAACUAACACCUGCACAGUUACACUUCCCCUCACGUACUAACAAACACACACACACACACACACACACACACACACACACACACACACACAGACACACUCACUCACAUACCCACACACACCAGUGCCAUACAUUCUGCCACAUCAGUACUGGGCAAACUCUUUCUCUGUGCUUCUCAUAAUGAGUUACUUGCUAUCCUGUGACUUUGUACUGUUCACACAGCCCUGCGCUGGGAGGACGGAGGGCAAUAAGAACACUGAUCUCUGAGUUCAGCUAAGGGUUGUUCCCCUGCUUCAAUCUUCAAUCUGUAAUGACUGGCUUUUUUAUUUGGUUUUAUUAAAAAUUCUCAAUAUGUAUUGAUUAUCCAAUGAAGAAAUAUUAUAUAUAUAUAUAAAAUCAACUGCCUCCCGCUCCCUCCGGUGCUUUGGAAAGACACACAAUCAACUGAUAAGUCCUUCAGCGUCUUGAUAUUUUUACCAACUGCCCACCAGGGGGCACCAGACACCACGUAUUCAAGUCAGGUGUCAUUGGCGCUUCACUUUAUUUCUUUGCCAGUAGGGGUCAGCAUAGCUCUUAAAAUGUUUUUUUUUUCUACUAGGGUAUGUGCUUGCUUCAGCUUCUUACUUUGUGACAUCCUAGACAAUUUCUUAUUGAAAGAUAGUGUUUCUUGACCAAUGUAUGGUCAAAUAAGGACUGUGAUAUUAUACUGGUAAUUUCCAUUAUGAAGUGAAAUCGUGUAGGUCAUCAGAACCGCUUUGCUCCCAAAUGAAUACACUGUAGCAUGAAAUCACCACCAUUUCUGGUCCCUGGCAGGGUUAAGCCUUGUCCAACUUGUCAGUUACACUGGAUAUCUUUGGAACCUAGGGUGGAUUUUGGACGAGGCCGAUGAUCUUCUGUGGUCAGUCGGCUUGAGUUGUACUCUGUGGGGCUCUUUCUCUCUGGUUUCUGGCCGCAGAGAGAACUCUGGCACCAUUUAAUUUCCAUUUUGAUUGGUCCGUUACCGCUGGAGAUAUCGGUUCAGUUAGAGCAGAAACUAUUGGUCCAUAACCGCCCAAGAUAUCCGUUCCGUCAGAGCUUCUCUGCAUGAGCAGAGCCUGUCCAGGGAACAGUGUUGUGUGUGUGUGUGUGUGUGUGUGUGUGUGUGUGUGUGUGUGUGUGUGUGUGUGUGUGUGUGUGUGUGUGUGUAAGCAGAGCCUGUCCAGUGAGCAAGAAAAAAAUAAACAAGUGUUCCAGCCCACCACGUGAUUUAAGGCCCGAGAGACCAAGGAGUGAUACUCGCCACGAGACAAUCGCAUCCUUUAAUAAUUGCAAUCACCAAAAGGGACUGGUGAUUAUCCCAGAAUGCAUUGCUGCUCUCCACAAAGGGAGUUCCUUGACUGGGCUACUGAGGAGCUGAAGAUUUAUUUGGGGGGGUUUUUUGGUCUUUUUUUUUUUUUUUAUCAUGACAUUUUUUUUAAUCAUCACAAGUGCCUUUGCCCAUCUUUAUUGUUUUACAGCCAUCAUUGCCGUCAUCUUUAUACCAGUUAGGCCAGAGGUUCAGUAUUCUCUGUUUUACAGCCAUCAUUGCAGUCAUCUUUAUACCAGUUAGGCCAGGGAUUCAGUAUUCUCUGCUAGCUGCCAAAUUCCAUGUUUUCCAUUGGCAAUGUACAGCCAAGGAAACCCAGGUUAAAACUAAACCUUAGCUAAAGUUGAAUCUGCUGACCCCACUGCCCUUAUUUACUGGUGUGAGAUCAGUUCCCUCUAAAGCCCAUCCCGUCAGUUUGCCAUCAGUAAUGACAGAGGAACUGAUCUCAGACUAAUGGAUGAUGUGCUCUGUUUCCCUGGAGCAUUUUCAGUCAUCUAAUGCCAAGCGGUACAUUUUCUAUUCUGUACUAUUCAGUACACCGAAAUCUUAUGGUCAUUGUCUCCCAAACUCUCAAUUUGUCUUGUAUUUCUCUUUGUCUCUUUUCUCUCUAUAUUUUUUUCUGUCUGUCUCUUUUUCUGUUGUUUUCUGUUUUUCUCUCAGUGCUUUGAGGACACCACCUCAAAGAGAGGUCAAUCUGCCACCAUAUAAUGUACUGUUACGAGCCUUACUUUUUAAACGGCAUAGCUGUAGACAUGUAUGUAAUUUUCUAUUGUCCCUAUUGUCUAUGUCUGUAUACUGAGGUGAUGUUGCCAUUUAGGGUCCUCUGAAGUUCUGUGUUCUGUUAAAUCAGCUGAGGAUGUCUGCUAACAAGAGGUGUAUGAUAUUUAUUUUACUCGAAAGGUCUAGUUGGACAUUAAACGAAUGUUUGUUUGAACUUUUAUGGCCGCUCUGUGUGAAUGCACGCCGUGUUUUUGUCCGUCUGUGGCGUGUUGCCAUGGUUUUUUGCCUGUGUGUUUCUCUCUCUCUGCUUUUCUGAGAAUGUUCUCCCUUUUAAUCAAAUAAAGUUGAUGGUUGCCUGUUCAAA